AUGCUCAUCCCAAACAUCCUUGCAGUGUUAGCUGCAGUGGCCAUCGGUCCAUCUGUUUCUGCAGCGUCCUCUCAAGCUUAUAACUGGCAAAACGUCAAGAUUGGAGGCGGGGGCGGCUUUACACCAGAUAUUAUAUUCAACCCAUCUGAAAAAGGGCUUACCUAUGCUCGUAUGGAUAUUGGGGGUGCGUAUAAGAUGAACACGGAUGGAUCUUGGACUCCUCUGUUGGAUUGGGCGGACAAUACGAGGUGGGACUACUGGGGAGUCGACGCUAUUGCGACUGAUCCCGUAGACACGGGUCGACUAUAUUUAGCUGUAGGGAUGUAUACCAAUUCAUAUGACCCUAACAACGGCACUAUCUUGAUAUCUACUGACUAUGGAACGUCUUUCACCGAAUCGCCGCUUCCGUUCAAGGUGGGCGGAAACAUGCCCUCUCGUGGAAUGGGCGAGCGCCUCGCAGUGGACCCUCACAGCAACAACAUCCUUUAUUUUGGUGCCCGAAGCGGCCAUGGUUUGUGGAAAUCUACCGACUAUGGCGCCACAUGGACGAAUGUGACAAACUUCCCAAGUGUUGGUACUUACGCGCCUGAUCCGUCCGACACAACUGGUUAUAAUAGCGACUUGACUGGACUCGCUUUCGUUACUUUUGAUUAUACAUCAGGAACUUCGGGAGAGCCUACACCAACGAUCUUUGUUGGUGUAGCUAACGAAGGGUCUGACAACAUCUUUUACACUAACGAUGCUGGUGCAACUUGGUCAGCUGUGGCCGGUCAGAAUAAUACCUAUCUGCCCCAUAAAGGUGUCCUUUCUCCUGCUGAAAAGGUCCUUUACAUAUCCGAAUCCAACGGAUCUGGUCCCUACGAUGGAACCCUCGGUGCCGUGUAUAAAUACAAUAUCACAUCUGGCGUCUGGACAGAUAUCACUCCUGUUUCAGGAAGCAACCUUUUUUUCGGAUUUGGUGGCUUGUCGGUGGACCUCCAAAACCCAGGGACUAUCAUGGUUGCUGCAUUGAAUUCAUGGUACCCUGAUGGUCAGAUCUUCCGUUCGAAUGAUAGUGGCGUUACAUGGAGUGCAUUAUGGUCGUGGGGGUCUGAUUCUACACUGGAUAAGUGGUAUACCUAUAGUGAUUCUCUUGCUCCAUGGAUCGGCCCCGACUAUACAGUGACGACUCCUGGAACUUUGCAAAUCGGUUGGAUGAUGGAAGGCCUGAAUAUCGAUCCAUUCGAUUCCGACCACUGGUUGUACGGUACUGGAAUGACAAUUUACGGUGGCUACGAUCUUACCAAAUGGGACACGGUCCAUAAUGUUACAAUAGAGUCCCUCGCGAACGGCGUCGAGGAAACCGCUAUUCUGGGGCUCAUCUCUCCUCCAAGUGGUCCUCCUCUUCUUUCUGCAGUAGGAGAUAUCGAAGGAUUUGUUCAUUACACUUUGAACACCCCUCCCAACGCGUCUUACACUAAUCGGGCCUGGACAACCACUGCUGAUAUUGACUUUGCUGGAAACAAGCCAAGUAAUAUUGUCCGUGUUGGGACUGCUACCAGCUCUACCGUCUUGCAGGUCUCCCUCUCCACAGAUUCUGGAGCGACCUGGUCCCCAGACUACGGUGCAGCCGCAAAUGUGACUGGGGGUCACGUUGCUCUCUCUGCGGAUGGCGACACCGUCCUCUGGAGUACAGGUACCAAUGGUGUCAUGGUGUCACAAAAUAUGAGUACAUUUACCGCAGUAACUUCUCUUCCUUCCGGUUCUAUCAUUGCUUCCGACAAAUUAAACGACUCGAUCUUCUAUGCUGCGUCGGGUGCCGACUUUUAUCUCUCAGUAGAUGGUGGUGAGACCUUUGACGUAACCAGCACCCUUGGUUCAUCCACUGCACCUGUCAAAAUUGUCGUCAACCCCAGCUUAACGGGCGAUGUUUGGGUAUCGUCAGACAAAGGUAUCUUCCACUCGACAGACACAGGUUCAUCGUUCACUGCUCUAUCUGCACCUUCUGAGGCAUGGGCUAUUGCCUUGGGCGCACCUGCAUCCAGCGGAGGAUAUCCAGCUUUGUAUGCCGCCGCCGACAUAAGUGGUCUCGUGGGCUAUUACAGAUCUGAUGACACCGGCGCGACCUGGGUGCAGAUCAAUGACGCUGCUCACGGUUUUGCACAGGCGAGCGCGAACGUCAUGACGGGUGAUCCUCGAAUUUACGGCCGCGUUUACAUUGGCACGAAUGGUCGGGGUAUUUGGUAUGGGGACAUAGCGUGA
Serpula lacrymans var. lacrymans S7.9 is the source of this 2241-nucleotide messenger RNA. RefSeq lists its product as uncharacterized. Gene Ontology annotation, biological process: xyloglucan metabolic process. The coding region runs from base 1 to 2241 and encodes 746 amino acids. Gene Ontology annotation, molecular function: protein binding. The transcript has 11 exons. The record is from RefSeq and is a predicted model, not a curated record. Lineage: Eukaryota; Fungi; Basidiomycota; Agaricomycetes; Boletales; Serpulaceae.